GCCAACAUGCAAAGCUCACAUGUCAAUGUAGGGGGGGAGACCUUCAGUGUGUUGGUGAGCACAUGGAACAUGGGCAAUGCCAAACCACCUCGCGACUUGACUGACUGGUUGGGCGGUGGUAAGGACUACGAUAUCGUGGCCAUCGGAGCGCAAGAAGCCGAUUGGUUGCUGCAGAAGAAGGAAAAGGAUAAGUCAGGUGGGUGA
Molecule: messenger RNA, 204 nt
Organism: Sphaeroforma arctica JP610
Lineage: Eukaryota; Ichthyosporea; Ichthyophonida
Exons: 1
Source: RefSeq, a predicted model, not a curated record